CUUGCAAUUGUGAUUUCUCAAUUUCUAACCAGACUACUGUGUUUGACCUUGCAGGAUGAGACUGGUGCCUAUCUAAUUGACAGAGAUCCUACCUAUUUUGGACCUGUGCUUAAUUACCUGCGACAUGGGAAGCUGGUUAUUAAUAAAGAUUUAGCAGAGGAAGGUGUGCUGGAGGAAGCAGAAUUUUACAACAUUACAUCGCUAAUAAAGUUAGUGAAAGACAGAAUAAGAGAGAGAGACACCAAAACAUCACAGAUUCCAAUGAAGCAUGUCUAUAGAGUAUUGCAGUGUCAGGAAGAGGAGCUCACCCAGAUGGUGUCUACAAUGUCUGAUGGCUGGAAGUUUGAACAGCUGGUCAGUAUAGGUUCCCCGUAUGGCUAUGGGCGGGAUCAUCAGUCAGAGUUUCUACUGAUUGUGUCGCGGGAAGUGAAGGGGGAGGAGACCAGUUUCCACAACAGCAGCAGCGAGUUAGUCAGUAUUGGCUCUUCCUAUAACUAUGGAAAUGAAGACCAGGCUGAAUUUCUUUGUGUUGUCUCCAGGGAGUUGCAUAAUGCUCCAUAUGGCACAAACACGGAACCCAGCGAAAAAGCCAAGAUUCUGCAAGAGCGAGGAUCACGGAUGUGAUGUCAGUGUUCUGUAUUGGCCUAUCAAGAAAUUUUAAGUUAUUUUACUUUCUAGGGAAAUGCAAGAGGGAUCAGCCAUGGUGUUGUUCGAAAUCUGGUCUCUGACGUGAACAUUUCUUGCAAUAACUUUGAACCUUGAUCUCCCUCUCUGCUUCCACUGUACAAAGACUGAGUUUUCUUACUGACUGAACAUUUCAACAGUUUAGAAACCUUAAUGCAUCAUAAAGACAUCUGUAUAUCAAAGCAUGUCUAGCUAGGGGCAACAGUAUCACCUCAGUGAUGGAGUACAACUGGCCAACAGCCUACUCUGGCACUAUUUUGCUCUUUGGAUUAAACCAAUAAGUACCAAUUUGUAAAAGAAUUAGGUUAAAACAAUUAAUAUUUUGCAAAAAAGCCUGGAACCUGAAGUGAGUAUAAAGCUGAGGUAACAGUUUAUUGAUUACAGAGUAAAGGCUGUGUCAUAUUCAACAGAUGCGCUUCCACGCUUCCACUUGGCUUUGAUUAAGUUAAUUUCUUCAGAAAUGGUAUGUAGGCAGCAGGAGGAAGCACACCCAUUGACUAGGUAAUUACCUCUCACUGUACUUCGAAAUCAGCUGCUUCAGUUUGCUGGAUGUUCUGUGGAUGCUGGAGAAGGACCCAACCAGUUCCAACUUACGUUUGGUGUUUUAUUAAGCAAGUUAGUCAUUGGUGUCUACUGAAAGCAGUUUGUAUUGAAGAUCAUUGGGAAAACAUACAAUGAACUGUCAAAUUCUGACAGAAUAUUUUUAAACUGUUUGCAUGGUGUAAUGCUUUUUAUUUUAAUAAUUGCUGCUUUCAACACCUGAGAAAUGGUUUGUAUGCUUUUGGAUUCCCACAUAUAUAUAUUUUUAGGGUUCUUGUGUAUUAUUAAAGAACUAUAGUUCAAGCUGUUAAGUCUUUCCAGUAUGUUUUAAACCUUUAUAUAUAAAAAAAAAACUUGCUGAAGCCAACGCUUGGACUUCUUGCAGUUUUAGCUGUUUUCAGAACAACAUUUCAUCAAUGUGCUCAUUUCCCAUUGUUGUAACUACUGAUAUCUAUUUCUCUUUUUGGUAUAUUUCACUGUUUCUUCAGGGACAUUGUCCGUGUUUGGCUAUUUAAACAAAAAUCACCUCAACAAAACAAUUUAGCUGGAAGACCGUUUAAAUUGAGCUGUUUAUGCUGAAUAGGAAACUCCUUUUCCCAAUUCAGUCGGAGAGUUUAAGGGUUCUGAAUCUCUCUCCUUUCAUAAAAGUCAAUUUUUCUUUCUCUUUUGGUCUUUUAAUCAUACAUGGAAAAUAUCUGUGGUGUCUGUUAAUAUUCACACCCUCUGUAAAGCCUAACGCCUUAACCCUUAACAUAUCCUCAACUAGGGUGACAGUAUGGGCCCUGCAAGUAAUGUCCACAUUCCUGAUUAAGGGAUGUAGAAUCAGUCAAAAUUCCUCCUAUGAUGCACUAUCCAUUGACUCCAGCUGGAAUGUACAUGAAUGGGAAACAGAAAUGAGAACAGGUUUUAUUUCAGCUGUAGCCACAUUUCAUCGUGAAAUUGUCUCCUUUAACACUCUGCCUGUAAACUUAGAAAAUAAAAUUAGACAUCUGGGUGUCAGUGGUAUCUAUGGAGUCUAGCAACCAAAAUAAUAGCAAAGCUCCCCUGCGUUGUACUUGUAUGGGCUGAACCAACAGCAUUUAUAUGUUCAUCCCCACACAGAAUUUCCCAUGUUUACACAGAUCCACACACCAUUUCUUCUACAGUUUACAUAGCCCAAUACACUCUUAUCCUUGUGUUUAUCCAGUCUCUCAUACUAUUUCACCUUGUGUUUACGCCAGUCCAUGCACUGCUUUCCCUUGUGUUUACGCCAGUCCAUGCACUGCUUUUCAUUGUUGAAGCAACACAGUCCCAUGUACUUCCCUUGUAUUUACACAGUCCACAGAAUGCCUUCCUCUGUGUUUACAUGGACCUAUGCAUUGCCUUUCCCUUGCACUUGCACAGGCCCAUGCAAUUUUCUCUUAUGCUUACAUAGUCUGCUGUUAUAAACAUGAAGAUUAGGGGAAUUAAACAUAUUUAAAAUUAUAUUGAACAGAACAAGAUUGAAAACUGACUUUAUUUCAUUGUUAAUAUAAGAUUCCAUUUGGGAGAUUUAGAACAAAUAUCAAGAAAAACUGAGUUGAGGCUGUAGAAUUCACUUUCAGGAUUAGUGGUUACUGUCAAAUAUUUCAGAAUAACUUGGAUUGAGAGAUGGAGGAGAAAGGGAGGAGGAAUAUAGAGAAGGGUGAGUAAAUGUGUUUACUUCCACAUGAGCAAAAGGUCACUUAUAUAUUUGCUGGAUUGAAUGGUCUGAUUGUGUUGUAAGUUUAAUGUAUUUCUGUAUAUGUUUGUAGUUGGUGUAUAAUUGGUUAACAUCAUUGUUCUGAUUUGUUUGUAGUAGGAGAAAGGAAUUUAAUAAUAUUGAAUUUAUAGCUUCUAAACUUUCCUUUGACUAGUCUACAACUGACCCAUGCAGCCACCCCAGGUUUGUCACCUGAACUGCACAAAUGUUAACGAGUCCGAGCCAGGAAGGCAUUUGUGGGCCAAAUUAGCCCCAGCACUUGGACUAAAAAUGAAUAUGUCUCCUGGAGUUCCUGUUUCUGACCAUUGUCGAUUGGCGGUGCCUAUGUCAAAAAAAACUUGCCAACACUUGUAGAUGAAGACAGACCAUUGGGAUGAGGUAUUUGUCUGAUACCUUUGAAAUUGCACAUCAGCAUGUGGCUAAUGCCAUCAGUACAUUAGAACAGAAAAAUUAUAUCUUAGUGGUUACACUUCAGGUCAAGGCCAUGAACAGCACAACAUCUGAUCACUAAGUCCAGAAAUAGAGGCAAUGAGACAGAAUCUUUUAAGGUCUGUACUUAUGUUCUAGGAGAGUCUGGUCCUUAUUGACAAUUAUAAAAAGUUAAUUUUGGGAAUUUAUUCCACACACAUUUGUCAAAGCAUGCUUAUUUAGAUUCCUAAGAGAAGGUUUUGGGAAGUGUUGUCAAUUGAGCUGUGUAUUUCUGUUCAUUCUUCCAAAACUUAUUCAAUUUUUUCUGUGAUAAAUCUGCAAAACCUGAAAGUUGUUUUUUGUAAAUUGUUGCGUUGGUUGAACACAAUAAAAGCCAGUCCCUCACUGAGUGCAGUGAUCUAA
Molecule: messenger RNA, 3775 nt
Organism: Rhincodon typus (whale shark)
Lineage: Eukaryota; Metazoa; Chordata; Chondrichthyes; Orectolobiformes; Rhincodontidae
Product: BTB/POZ domain-containing protein KCTD5-like
Exons: 6
Biological process (GO): proteasome-mediated ubiquitin-dependent protein catabolic process; protein homooligomerization
Cellular component (GO): Cul3-RING ubiquitin ligase complex; cytoplasm
Molecular function (GO): cullin family protein binding
Source: RefSeq, a predicted model, not a curated record